AUGGAUAAAUCUGCUUUCUAUGGCUUCCUGGUCGUCCUAACUCUUUCAAUUUUGGAACGGCCUGUUGCAUCGAAAAACGAUGUCUCGGUGGACGCUUCAACGAUGUCUUACAACAACUUAUCGAGAGAAGAACCAAGUUCAAGGAACUAUACAAACACUACUGAGGGCAACAUAGCGUGUAAAGAGGGCGGUUCGCAGCUAUGCGCGGCACCUUUGGGAAAUGACACCAUCCUGGAAUUCCUAGCAGAGGAUCCGUUUGAAUAUGCUAAGUCUGAGAACAUCAAUAUUCCACAGGACACCGGCCCCAACGACCAAAUUUUGGACGUCCUGAUGAUUCCCACCGAGGUUAACAGAUCGUCAGAAGAAGUUGAAUUCGGUGAUAAGGUGUCAAAGUUGCACCCUCAUACCGAAUUUGUUGAAAUGGUUACAGAAACCGACCUAUAUAUCACACCUAACAGCUCUGUUGAAAGCAGCACUGCCUCUUCUGCGGAGUCAACCGAUACCAAAUUCUCCGGGGGACAAAUCGAGGACGGCGACCGUAUUACUCAAAUCCAAACUGAUAAAGUUACUGGACCAUCCACAACUGACAAGCGCGAAGAAACUUAUACAGAAGCCACCUCUGUAUCUGAAGUCCCAACAACGUCCUCACUAUAUAGUCAAAGUACGCAGUCGCCAGCCACAAUGCCAAUCACCCAGGAAUUAUGGGGAUACCCUCCUACCAGGAUUAUACCUUUAUUCAGAACAACGGCGUCCAGUCUCGUAACCACAACGGAAAGCACACCUACAACUGACAAUGUUUUUCAAGUUCAAACAGCUGAUGUUACAGAAACAUACCAGAAGCGACAGAUAAGCAAAGAUUCGUGUUACCAGCGUCCCAUCAUCGAGCUCUGCCACAACACAUUGAACAACAAAUCACAGACGCAAACACAACGGGUUCGUGGAACAUGGUAUUAUGAUUCGGUGGAAAUGUGCUGUCACUACACAUCGGACUGUAUAUUGAAUUCGAAUGCUUUUGAGACACGCGAAGAAUGUGAGAGCACCUGCAUGCCACCCGCCGGUCCCGUCAGAUGCUUGGCCCCCCCAAAGGCUGGUUACUUUCAGUGCUCUGAAACAAGUCCUGCGCGUGGUGUGGUGCCUAUACUGAUGAUAUUUUUUGACAAAACCACCGGAAAGUGUCGUUGGUUUACCUACUACGGGUGCGGCGGCAGUGCAAAUCGUUUUCAGUCCAUUGAGGAAUGCGAAGCUACAUGUGGUGAAAAGACAGCUUCCAAGAUAUUUAUGGUUGCCGCGGAGCUUUGUCGAGUAGCUCCUUCAGAGCAGAGGCCCGGGAACUGGUACACACACAAGCAGCUGGAACACGAUAUGGCAUCAGAUGAGUUAGCAUCAGCCAAGGUAGCAGCGAACGUUUCUUUGUUUGAGGGACUAACAAUGAGAGAAUCCAAGUUGGUUGAGCCUGGUUGUCGUAAUAUCGGUCAAGCUGAAUCGCGAUGGUAUCUAGACUCGCAAACAGGAACGUGCAAAGAAUUCGCCUACUCUCAUUGUGGAGGUUCUGCAAACAACUUCCUGACGAGAACUGAUUGUGAACAGUUUUGUGGAGCUAAGAAAGAGGAGUCAGAAGAUAUUUGCGUGAUGAGUGCGGACGUUGGCGAAUGCAGCUCUCCCCGAGAAAUGUGGUAUUACGACCCGGAACUGCUGGAGGUCAAUCCCUUUGGUGAACAUAAUUCAAAGGGAGGGUGUCAGACGUUCAUGUAUUCGGGUUGUGGUGGCAAUGCGAAUCGGUUUGCCGAUCGCGCAACUUGUGAGCAUACUUGUGGACACUUACGUCGUCCGGAGCCUGAUGCAGUUGACUCAACGCUAACAACAGUAACUGCGCCAUCCCUAAACAACACCGAAAAGGGAUUUUUCUCCACAACCCUACCCACAAUAUCACAGGGUACUCCAAAUAUGACGGAAUUAUCCAGCCCUGAUAGUACAAAGCAACAAACGAACAAGACUUCACACAGUGAAAUUAAAUCAGUUGAGCUGCUAAAUAUCGACCUGGAACCAUGUAGACGUCAACCACUCGUCGGUAACUGUCGCCCACUAAACUGCUCCAAGUCUGAAACAAAGCAGGACAAGUGUCAACCGCUGCUGCUUCAGCGCUGGUUCUUCAAUGCUCACACAAGCAACUGUGAACCUUUCCAAUACAGUGGCUGUGGAGGAUCAGAAAAUACGUUUGACGACGCCCAAGCAUGUCAGGUGGCUUGCAAAGCGCGAAUUGUCCGACCGGAUCGAGACCGUCGAUGUGACUCGCUCCCCCAUCACACAAAAUGUUACAGUCUUUCCUUGGGUGCAACAUCAGGACUCCAGUCGAAUUUCACGAUAGCCUUCCACUUCAGCUUGGGAAGCGCGACCUGCAAAGCCUUCCAUUUAGACACAUCGCAACCAGGCUGCGACAGGCUAUCCUACUUUUCAAAUGGCCAUGAAUGCCUGAACGCCUGUGUGCGAUCCACCCCCACGGAAAAACAUUUACAAAAUCGCUGUUUCGCUCGGAAGACUCAUGCAACCUGGUCUUGUGAGUCCGAACACGAGAAGACGUUCCGCUGGUCCUACUUGUCCGAGUUGAAUCAAUGUGUACAAUUCUCGCAGUGCAUUCACAACUCUACACAGCCGGGGAACAACUUUGCAUCGCGUUCUGUUUGUGAGGCAACUUGCAUGGCCACAAGCCUCGAAGAGGUAUGCCAAUUGCCAAAGGAGCGUGGUCCGUGUCAUGCUACUCAGACUCGCUACUACUACGACGUCAAAUCUGCAAAAUGUAGGAUGUUUCUUUACGGUGGCUGUCUUGGAAAUUCAAAUCGCUUUCUUUCAAGGCAGGAAUGUGAGUCUGCUUGUGGCAAGUUCGCAUCCCACAUGAUCAGUCAUAACGUGACAACAUUAUCCGACGUCAACCAAGCUACAUCCGGAAGGCAUACUGCCCCACCGGUCCCGGCAGAGGUCUUUGACAAGAUGAGAAGAAUCACGCGACGACAUUUCGACAAUUUCCCUUGGGACUUGUGUUUGGAAAGCCAUUGGUAUGGAACCUGUCCAACCUCGACAAGAUACCAUGCGAUUUCCAGUGGAUAUCCAUUCACCCAGCUCACUCGGUUCUUCUACGACCGACGACUUGGAAAAUGCCAACCGUUCACCUACACCGGAUGUGGAGCCAGGGGGAAUCAUUUCGACACAGCACAAGGAUGCAAAGAAGUUUGCGAGGACCGCCUUCGUAAUCCAAAAAGUGCUCGCUGUCACCAGGUAAAUGACAGAAACCUCUGUUCAGGCAGUGGAGUGCAGGGCUGGGCCUUUAAUCAGUCGAUUGGAGAUUGUCAAAUGGUUGAGGUCUGUCCCACAGGUGUGAUCAUCGAACCAACUGGGUCAACACAGUUUGCUUGGGAUAUUCUACGAAGACGCCGCACCAGUCACUGGUUGGGCACAUUACAUGCAUCGACAGGUCAAGCACCGCAGGGUGUAUACGCCACUCGCAGUGCCUGUCAGUAUCACUGUCUGCCAAAACCUCCAAGAGGAACGGAUGCCCAAAAUGUGUGCCACAUGAAUCCAAUCGUAACCGUGCCGUUCGGAUGUAACGCGAUGGUUACCCGCUGGUACUUCGAACCACGUGAGGCCAGUUGUCGUAGUUAUAUAACUUGUCCUCAAUACGGGAACAAUUUUCCAACAGAACAAGCCUGCCGAUCAAUCUGCAUGCCAGCUCAUCCGCUUGAUGUUUGCCGUCUGCCACGGGAUCACGGAGGUUGCUCUAAAUUCCAAACCCGCUGGCACUAUGACAUGAGCAAGAGAGCAUGCGUGCCCUUCAUCUACGGUGGAUGUUUUGGAAAUUCAAACAGAUUUUUAUCAAGAGCAGAAUGUGAAAGCUUUUGCACAUCACGUGAUGUGUGUCGACUUCCACUACAGAGAAACUCCAGCGACCCCACAUAUCCCAGGAGGUAUUAUUUCGAUCACGUAACAGGUAAAUGCCGAGCGUUCCACUUUACCGGAAUUUUGGCCCAUGGAAACAAUUUUCCCACUAUGGAGGCUUGCAUUGCCACCUGUUUAUAUGUCCCUGACAUCGAGGUUAUCGACAUGGAUGCACCCACAACGAACGUUCUGCCAAAAGUUGCUCAGGAUUCAGGAUUUGGUGCCGACAAUUUAAAGACCUCUUCUGUAAGGAAUGUGGUGAUUUCGUCAACCGAUAUCAAGACGUCUGAUAUUUUCGUAACAGAACACAAGUCACUUUGCAUAAUGAGCAUAACUGAUAUGGGAGCAAAAAAUCUAGUGGAGCAAACAAUCUGCGAACCCGAGGAUAUUAUUCAUGAACUGGGACACAGAUUCCGACCAGUUCGCACAAAUAGUGAACGUGGGGAUGAGGUUGACGGUUACUGCGAACAGACCCUUGUUCCUAUCUGCCUGACUGAGCCAAGGCGUGUGUUUGGGACUAUCAUGGAUCCGCUGAUGCACACGAUCGGACGUGUGUUUCGGACGCAAGCUGAAUGCGAAGGGAUAUGUCUCAACCGCCGACGGGUCCGAAGAAGUGCUACCCACUUGGAGGAUCUGGUGGAAGGCAAAGAAGAACUGGAGAAAAUUGUGGACGGUUUAUUAAAGGAGAGCGGGUACGAUUCAGACAGCACAUCUCAGCAGACUGUUCGAAACGGAUGUUCACCUGAAAAAUCAAUGGCAGAACAAGUCGAUCAUUUCCGGCACCAGUUUCAAGUGUAUUCAAGAUGGCCGUGCAAGUUCGACACGGAACAAGCUGCUGAAUUAGUUCCUCUGAUUGAACGACUCGCCGGUUCAAACACGUGGCUUCCUUGUUGGAUCAUUUCUGCACGAAUGCCAACGGUCUAUUGGACACACUUGAAAGACGGGAAGACUUAUCCCGUUACCCCAAUCAAAAUCCCCGCACUGAACAAUGUUUGGCAAGCCCACCUGCAACUAUAUCACCUUGAUCCGUCUCGUCACAACGGCGCCUGGUCCUGCCAUGCUAAGAGCUUCGGCGGUCAAACAAAACUUGAGGUCAUGGUUUUGCUGCAUGUGGUUCCACGACUAUUCCUUGAGUAUCACGUAAUCCACCGGAACGAAACGGCAGAACCCGUGGCUGAACAUCUGGUGACCGUACCUGAGGGUGGGACGCUACUGCUUGGUUGCCGUAUAAAAGAAGAAACCGCAACGGCUGGCUACUUAGUGACUCCGGAGUUCACGUGGAAUCGUGUCAGAGCGCAUGGAUCAAACGGGCACGCGGACUCAUUUUGGAAUCUCGCUGGUGUUGAGCUACUAUACAUAAAACCCGUUAAUUCUUCUCAACACGCGGGACUUUGGUCUUGUGGGAAGACCAGCGCACUUCUUGGCAGUGUACAGGAGCAAGUCAAAUUUUUCGUCAGUGUCGGGAGAGCCCCGGUUUUCGAGCGCAAACAACCUCGACAGAUUUUCCGUGUUUCAAAGCACCAACCAACUCGGUUUCUUGAAUGUGGAGCAGCGGAUUUCGGUCAACCGAUCGGGAGGUUGAUAUGGUACCGUUGCCGUGGUGAUCGAGGGUGCAUUCCAAUAAGAAAACGAGCAAUGUUUGAAAAACAAAACAUCCUAGUCUCCGCAAUCCCGGGGGACAAAUACACUUGUCGCAUUGAAAACAUAUGGGGAUUUGUCGAGCAGCAUUUCUAUUUUAAACCUUUUUUUGAAUGAGUAAGUCAACGAGUUCUGAAUGCUUAUUGUACCUGUUAGAGCAAUAUUAUUUCGGGACAUUACUUCUUCAUUCACAUUAGGAUUUGGACCUCUGUCAGUUGUUCUGCAUCUGUGUUCCUUUAUGUGACUUCGAAAUGCAAUCCACAUGAAUUUUUGCCUUUUUCGCCGUCACUUUAUUGUACCUAAAUUCAUAGAGCUAUGCCCAUCUGUUAUAUUAAACCACUUCAGAUUCAUA
Molecule: messenger RNA, 5917 nt
Organism: Opisthorchis viverrini
Lineage: Eukaryota; Metazoa; Platyhelminthes; Trematoda; Opisthorchiida; Opisthorchiidae
Exons: 22
Coding region: 1-5682 (1893 amino acids)
Molecular function (GO): serine-type endopeptidase inhibitor activity
Source: RefSeq, a predicted model, not a curated record